This is a messenger RNA of Trachymyrmex septentrionalis, 3391 nucleotides long. It is a transcript of the gene Tsf3, whose product is annotated as transferrin. NCBI's taxonomy places the organism in Eukaryota, Metazoa, Arthropoda, Insecta, Hymenoptera, Formicidae. Bases 986 to 3190 code for a protein of 734 amino acids. Gene Ontology annotation, cellular component: recycling endosome; plasma membrane; early endosome. The record is from RefSeq and is a predicted model, not a curated record. Gene Ontology annotation, biological process: iron ion transport. The transcript is spliced from 15 exons.
AUACUUGGACUUUCCUGAUCAGCGCCGGGUAUCAUCAGCUACGCGUGAUACAUGCCGCUGGACAGUCGGAAACUUCGAUCGUCGUUCAUCUACUUCGUUCGGGAUUCGUGGACUUUCAUGUUCAGUGCGGUUAUUUUAUACUCGCGAUUGCGUGUCAGAUGAUAUUUUCAACCGCGAGUUCUCGCGGUCUUCUCACGGGCAUAUUCUCAGCAGAACACGCGUCUCUCGCGUUCGUCUGCCUACGGAACGCCGUAGAUAAACAAGAAGAACGAAAAGGAAUCUCAGUGUAGAAGCACGCGAUGGAAGAGUUGAAAGAUCGAACGUUUCAGCAUUUUUCAAGAUCGGAGUAACAGGAGAAAUGGGCAUCCCUUUGUGAAAUUUAAGCAUUUUUAAUCUGAAAAUUUCCGGAGUGAUUCAACUAUUCAAGAGAUCGACGAUACUUGAGAAUUUACCGGAGCAAAAACAUAUUUCAAAAUUGAUUGUUAGACGUGAACAAUUUCAAGUUGGAGAGAAGCUAACUCUCGUUUUUCAUUAUAAUCAGUUGCGAAUUAUAUGUGGAUUCAGUGAUAUAAGCGAUCUAGACGGUUCUACAAAAAGGCAUUCCUUGCAAAAAGUCUCAAGGACGGAAAGCGAAAGUGUGCGGUUCUACCUAGGCAUCUAUAUUUUGGCAUACAUAUUUCGACAACAUUUUAGCAGAAACGCUCCAAACGCAAAAGGAUACAUUGUUAUCCUAUUCGUUUUGCGAAAAAAUUAUACACGUUAUUGAAAAAUUGAUACUUUUUGGAUAACAAAUUAUAUCUCGACUUAAUUCGGUUUUUAAGUAACGAGAAAAUAUCCUUUAAUAUAACUCAAUGAUAACUAUAUCAUAUUACUGUUCUUUGUGCGAUAACAGUGAUCAUAUGAAAUAAUCAUGAGAGUGCAGUGGCGUUAAUUGGAAAAUUUCUUUUCGGGAAAUUCUGUUAAACAGACAAUUUUAUUCAAAGGAAUGAUAGCAGAGCGAAGAUCGACCAUGAAUUUUCGCAUAGUUUGUUGGUUCAUUUUCUCUCUUGUCACAGCUUUCGUAAAUAGUUACGAAUACAUCAAUGCUGCUAACAAGUGGUCACUAUGCUUAGUCGAUAGUGUACAUACUACGCAAAGAAUUCUUUCACUCUGCCCGAAAUUGGCUAAGAGUCCGAUAGAAUGUGUUGUAGAAACUGAUAGAUUUGGCUGUUUACGUCGAGUAGCCAAUGGUGAUGUCGACAUCACUGUGUUGGAGCCAGAAGAACUUGUGGCGAUAAGAAACUACAAACUAUACAGUGUACUAGUCACGAAUGAAUUAAGACUCUUCUCAGAAGAAGACCAUCGUUUUAAGGUAGUGACAAUAGCGCACAAAAAUGUGCAACGCAUAUGGGAUGUCAAAGGAAAGCGAUUGUGUCAUCCCGGUUUAGAUACAGUUGAUGAUUGGACUAAAAUUUUCUCAAUGUAUUUUGAGAAUCUGAUAAUUAAAAAAGAAUGCGACCCAAAUAUGACGCUGUUCGAGAACAGAGUGCAUGCUCUGUCCAAUUACUUCGAAACGGCUUGCAUCGCUGGCCCUUGGUCGGCAGAUACAGCGUUUGAUUAUCAAUUGAAAUCGAAAUAUAGGAAUCUCUGCGCCACUUGCGAGAAACCAGCCAGCUGUUACAACACCGAUAAAUAUUAUGGACGGGAAGGUGCCCUGUUGUGCCUCACCGAUGGCAUAGGUGACGUUGCCUGGGUCAGAUUGAGAGACGCUCAAGUACACUUCAAGACACAGACAAUCGAUGUGCAAGAUUACAAAUUUCUAUGUCCGGACGGCACCACGAAACCACUAAACUUUGAGGAACCCUGCAUCUGGAUAUCUAAACCAUGGCCGGUCAUUGUAGCUAGACCAUCGAGUGCUGAGAAUAUCGCCAAUAUGAUGAAUUUGAUGAUGAACAGAACGUCCAAUUGGGAAUCCAAUGUCUUACAGUUGAUGGAGAACUAUUACAUUGCCUCUACUGACGUGAAAGAUUUGCAAACGCCCGACGAUUACUUACAUCGAUAUCCAAACUUCUUGAGCGCUAACAUUCGAACGGGUUGUUUACCAUCAAGAGACAUACGUUGGUGUCUGGUAUCCAAUCUCGAAAAGCGUAAGUGCAGCUGGCUAAGAGUCGCUUCUAUCGUUUACGGCGUGGAACCGUUGAUCUCCUGUCUUCAAGAAACUAGCAGAGAAGCAUGCGUAGAGGCCAUACGGGAAGGAAGAAUGGACAUUUUUUUGUCGCGGCCUGAAGAGCUUCUCGAAAACAGAAUGAUGGGUUUGAAGCCUAUUAUCCACGCAAUGGCGCACAGCCGGCAAGAAUUGAAUAGGAUUGCGGCGGUUGUCAAGAGGAAUUCCAGAUUCAGAGUUAUGAAGGAUCUUAAAGGUGCCAAGGCGGCCUUCACGGGCUACAGAAGCGUCGGUUGGAACGCUUUUGUAACGUUAAUGAGGAACGAGUCAAACGGAAAUUGGGACUGUUCGGAUGCGCAGGCUAUUUCAAAAUUCUUCAAAGAUAGCUGUGUCCUCGGAUGGAAUAAUAAAAAUAAUGGCAACGAGCUCCCGGCUAAUUUACAUUCGUUAUGCAAGGAAGGUGCGGAACAUGCUGAUGAUGAUCUAAGUACUUUUAAUUACUUGGCUUCCGGUGUCGUCGACGUUGCCUUCGUUAAUUUAAAAGUCAUAGAAAACAAAACAGAAGCCGGUGAUUUUUAUUACGAGAAAAUUGAUAAUAAGAGUAUAAAUCGUUUGCCUAAGUACAGAGUAUUAGGUCCGACUUUGGCGGAAGCUAUAAAAAGAGUUCCGUAUUUGCUCGCUUGGACGUCUCUCGGAUCGAUAAUGGCACACGAGAAUAUCACGGAUCUAAGACGCCAAGAAAUUUAUACGAUGCUACUUGAAAUGGAUAACAUAUUUGGAAGAAAAUUCAAUGGACAAGCACCCACAUUCUUAUUAUACGGGCCUUACGAGGAUAAUCAUGGUGUUAUCUUUCCUGAUGGCACACGCUACUUACAGCUACACGGUCAUCAGACAUUAAAAGGACGCAAUUACGACCAAAUUGUAGAAGAGUUGGUGAAACAAGAAAUUUGCAAUGCUGCUAGUGCAUGGAUUUCUCGUCCAGAGAAAUUCAUUCUUUUCCUAUACAUGAUAAUAAUCUUCGCUCUAAACAGAUUAUUGAACUGCUGACGAUGGAUGGAUAGAUUACGCUCUCUAUACAAUGUCAUAUAAAUAGGAUAGUUCAUUAUUGGUGAUGUAAUUUCGCAUAAAAAGAUAAAUUUUUUUUCACGCAGUUUUACUUUCGAGAAAAUCAAAUUGGGAGAUUGGACAAUUAACUAAUUAAUAACAAGUUAAUUAAGUUUGCAUAAUUUUCAAUAAUAUAGUGCUAUA